UCUAGCAACAGCUGCUAGAGACGCGGCUGAGCCGAGAGGCAGGAGCUCCGGCUUGGUGACUGAUGCAGCCGGGGGAAGAGGCACUGGAUGUCUAAUGUGAGCAGGGCCAGGCCAAGCGGGAAGCUCCACCGGUUCCCCUUCUUGUAUGCAUUUAUCUACAUCCUUCAGAGUUGUGUCAAGUCCAGCGGGCGUUUGUUAAAAGUGGCAACUUGGCAGAGCCAUCGGCCAAGUUAUGGAGUAAACGUGAUGAACUCAGAGGCGAGGCUGACGCAGUGACAGGAGACAGAGUAAUUGGGUCAACGGUUGUCUGGCGGACUGGAGGAAGAAUGAAGUCGAGAUCAUCUUCACCUCCAAUCCUUGUUCAUGCUAAUGAAUCUACACCUGUUCGUGUUCAUAUUCAAAAGCCCAAGUUAUUGCCUUCUGUUGUGGAAAAGGGACCAACACGCAGGGUCUCUAUCACCCUAGGUGGGACAGAAAAUAACUCCUCCGUAAUCCAUUCCAGUGAUGCUAGCUUUGAUGAGAAAUCCAACAUUAAUAAACAAGUGUACCGGUGUGGACUUCAGAUUGACAGCUUAAUGGAAGAUUUAGAGAGUUUGAAAAACAAACUGUCAUGCAAAUUGCUCACAGGAAUUGUUCAGCUUUCAGGGCACCUAACAAAUGAACAGUUUGAGGAUGGACUGAGUACAUCAAAUUGGACAACUGAAGAAUGUGAAGCUGAAACACAAGAGCUCAAUCGAACAACUGAUAAAAUUAGGACUUUUAAGGAGAGUUUUGAAAAGUUACAGAAAGAGCUGGACCUGAGAGGGUUGGAAAAGGAAGACCUUGGCGAAGAGAACAUGCUGUUGACUGCACUUAAAGAAGCUGAAAUGGCAUCAAUAUCUACAGCAGAACAAGUGGCAGCACUUAAGAAUUCUACUGUUGAAUUAAUACAGGAUGCGAGAAGGGGUAGACCGGAAGUGGAAGAUCAGAAGUUGGAGCACAGAUGUAGGAAUCAGGUUGCAGAGGUGAAUCAACUUUCAGCUUCAGGGGUUGGCAGAUUUGCUGGAGCAAACAACUUGCUUUUGGAGAAGCUGGAGAAUUUCAAGAUUGCUAACCAAAAGUUACAAUAUCUCUUAAGGGACUUAUGGAAUCCAGAGCCUUGUGUGAAUUGUACCAACAGACAGAUGGGAGUGUUGACACAGAAGCUGACAAGAAGUGAAACUGAAAAUAUUCAUUUAAAAAGAAAACUCCUAGACAUUGAGAGAAACGCUAAAGAAUUUUCGGAGCAGUAUCAGAUGGAAAAAGAUAAUUCUUGCUUUGUAAAGCAGCUUUCAAAGUCUGUUGAAGCAACCCAAGUUCGUCUACAGGAACAGCUCAAAAACAAAGAUGCCAAGAGCAACAGAAUGUCAAUUCAGAUACGAAAAUUUGAGAAGACUGUAAUCGAUCAAAAGUUGCAAAUCGCGCACCUUAGGUCACAGUUACCAGCUCUGAAAGGAAAGGCUGAGGUAGACAAAGAGGUUCUGAAGAAGGCAGCACGAGCUCAGAAAAGGAGAGCGGAGAGAUUUGAGGCUGCUAUGGAAAACCUUAACUCCCAGAUCAAAGAUAAGGAUCUGAAGCUAUCAGAAACCCGUCUGACCGUUGACAGCUGGAAGAAGCAACAUGAUUUGGCUGUUGAGGAAAAAGCCCAACUGGAAACUGAAAUUAUUUCUCUUUCCAAUAGGGUGGCUGACCUAAAGGAGCAGCUUCAGAGCUCUGCAGAAAGGAGCAGAUCAACAAGCCAUGACCUUCUCAGCAAGUUACACAACAGCAACUUGGAAAACUCUAAUCUCAGACUGGAGAAUGCACAAUUAAAGGUUUCAUUAACAGCUUUGGAAGAAAAGGCGUCAACGGCAACAGCAGAAAUUGAGCAGCUAAAAGCCGAAGGCAAACAACAGAAGGAAGUUGUUCUACAAUAUGAAACUCAGGCUGGCGACCAGAGCUUCCAAUUGAAAUCCUCUUCCGAAAAAGUGGAAUCUUUGCAUGAGGAGAAACAAAAAUUACAGACGGCGUUAGAAGCUCUUUCUCGGAGACUAAAGGAGGUUGAUUUACAAAACCAAGAGUUAACCGAGACGAUGGCAAAGCAGGAAGAAGCUCUUUUGCACAGCAGAUGUCAGCUGGAAGAGAGGUCAAGGGAAUCUGCAGCCUUAAGUCGGCAGCUGGAAGCUGCGAUACACGAUGUUAGUGAAAAGGUCAGCGAGGUGAAGGAUCAAGCGGUAGCUCAAGAAUGUGCACUUCAGAGCAAAGUGCAUAGCCUUGAAUCAGAAUUAAACAGGAAGACUAAAGAACUGAAGCAGCUUCAACAGAACAAGAAUAACGCUGAGAUGAGUCAUAAAACGCAUCUGCAGGAGUUGAAGCUCAGUCUCGAGCAAUCUGAGAGUGAGAAUCAGAGCAUCCAGAACUACGUACAGUUUCUCAAAAUGUCCUAUGCAAUUAUGUUUGGAGACAGCACCUUAACAGAAUUUCAUGCUGAACCAUCAUUGAGAUGAGUAACUUAACUCUGUAGGAUUUGUUGGAGUAUUGCAGUGGUCAUACCCUCAACAUUUGAUGUAGUUGUUUUAUAGUUAAUUGUGGAAAACUUUUUUUAAGUUUGACUUGGUAAGAAACUUCAGUGAAGAUCAUGGAAAUUGCUUGAUCAGGACAGAUUACCUGAGAUUAUAAGCAAACACUGCACAAUACAAAGAUAGUACUACUGUGGUCAAUGCUUAUAAAUUAAUAUGCUUGAAUAUUGUAUUUUUCAAUGUUAGUUUGAAUUUGUGCUGGUGUGUAAAUGAAUAAUUUUAUUUUUGUUACGACAAAAUUGUUAAUCUUGUUUUUCUUAAUCAUUAUUUUUGUAUCUGCAAUUUGUUUUUGACAUUGUCCCUUUUAUGAAAUGUUCACAUAUUCAUCCUCGGUUGGUCAAUUUCCACACACUAAAGAAUAAAGCCACUGUGAAAAUAAGUAGGGAAACUACCAGGAUACUAUUCCUUCUAUGGGUUUUUUGUCACGUAGGAACAGAAGACCAUUUGGCUUCCCGAGCCUGUUCCACCGUUCAAUGAGAUCAUGGCUAGUUUGUAUCCUAACUCCACCCACCCACCUUCACUCCAUACUUCCUUAUUACCAUCAGCUAACGAAAACCUGUGGACCUCAGGUUUGAAUGUAUUAAUUGAGCUAGUAUUUAAUUCUUUUUCUGGGAGAGGGUUCCAUUCUACCACCAUUUAUAUGAAGAGGUGUUUGCUCUUAAUAGCAUGGCUUUGAUUUUAAGGUUAUGUUCUCUGGCCCUAAAAUACCCUAGCAGCUGAAAAAUGUUUCGGUUUACAUCUGCCCCUGAGCUCUCGCGAUGUUUCCUUCGGCAGGCACCGAUAAUUGAUAGGCCUAUUAAGGCCAUUAAUGAAGUAAUUAAUGUCAUGUUUACGCUGCCUGUUCAACCUUACAGUUGGCGGGCAGGCAAA
This is a messenger RNA of Carcharodon carcharias (great white shark), 3446 nucleotides long. RefSeq names its product protein BCAP-like. Bases 327 to 2504 code for a protein of 725 amino acids. The transcript is spliced from 18 exons. Gene Ontology annotation, cellular component: centrosome; ciliary basal body. The record is from RefSeq and is a predicted model, not a curated record. Gene Ontology annotation, biological process: negative regulation of cilium assembly. NCBI's taxonomy places the organism in Eukaryota, Metazoa, Chordata, Chondrichthyes, Lamniformes, Lamnidae.